This is a messenger RNA of Parasteatoda tepidariorum (common house spider), 910 nucleotides long. RefSeq names its product astacin-like metalloprotease toxin 5. The record is from RefSeq and is a predicted model, not a curated record. Gene Ontology annotation, biological process: proteolysis. Gene Ontology annotation, molecular function: zinc ion binding; metalloendopeptidase activity. Lineage: Eukaryota; Metazoa; Arthropoda; Arachnida; Araneae; Theridiidae.
UUUCAAAAUUAGCAUAUAGUAUAAUUUCAUCUAGAAAUUAAUUGUUCACAAUGCAAAUCUUUUACUUCCUGGUCAUUUUGACCACUUCUUUUGCUCUACCGUUUUCAGGAGAACUUAACGAUGAUUCAAUUGAAAUCUCUGAAAGUGAGAGGAAAGAAACAAUUGCAGCCAUGAGAAAUCCAGAUUUAUUUGAUGGAGAUAUGCUUGGAGUUAACGAAAUGUUCAAUGCAGACAGAGGUGGUAUACGAGGAAAAGAGUACAAGUGGCGCAAUGCAACAAUACCAUAUGUAAUAGCAGAGGAUAUUGAUGAUAGAAAGAGAAAAGGCCUUAACGAGGCGUUUGCAUAUUUUCAUAGAAAAACCUGUGUGAGAUUUGUUCCGAGAACUAAACAAAAGGAUUACAUACGGAUACAUGACGGAUUUGGAUGUACCUCUUAUGUUGGAAAACAGUAUCGCGAACAACAACCACAACCCGUAUCUCUUGGAAAAGGAUGCCAUCGUGUAGGGACAAUAAUGCAUGAAUUGAUGCAUGCAGUUGGAUUCUAUCACGAACAUAACAGGUCUGACAGAGAUGAUUAUGUUAAGAUCCACUUGGAGAAUGUAAAAGAUCAUGAGCAACAUAACUUUCAAAAAGUAUUAAAACGAAUGGAAGUUUUGUACACUCAAUUUGAUUACGACUCCAUCAUGAUUUAUGAAAGCACGGCAUGGUCCAAAAAUGGCAACGAUACUAUUGUGCCCUUACAAGAGGGCGUGGUUCUUACAAAUGCUAAUUAUAAAACAAAGAUGGCAAAAUCUGACAUUGAAAAAAUCAACAAAAUGUACAAGUGCCAAGUUUAAAUAUUGUAUGACAUGUUAUGCCUUUUGUAAAAGAAAGACAAAAACAUAUAAAUAAAACAAUACCACAUUUCUUA